AUGUCGAGAAUUUACUUUGGCAUUAUUGACAGCAAACUUAGGGCAAAAGCACGGUUCUCACCCAGACAAAAGGGCUUCAUGAACGAAUCUGGGUGCUUCAACAACAUCCACAUCCUCAACGAGCUGCUGAGGCACUCAAAAGCCAAGAAUGGCCUGGUCGUAACGCAGCUGGACGUGUCCAAAGCAUUUGAUACCGUGCCGCACCAAGCUAUAGGACACGCGUUACGUCGAAAAGGUUUUCCCGAACAGGUGGUACGUAUCGUGGAAAAUGCAUAUGAGGAUGUUACCACUAUUAUAGAACUGAUCAGGCGCCAAUCGAGAUACGCCUCCAGCGGGGGGUCAAGCAAGCCCUUGCUAGUUAAGCUGGAAACGAGACCUGGGUACAGAAUCGACACAGAGACGCAGAUAUCGUCCUUAGCAUUUGCCGACGAUCUGCUCCUAGUCGCGCAAACAGUACCACAUGCUAAGGACCAGUUAAGUAGCACGGAAGCAUACCUAUCGAGUCUAGGUAUGAAGAUUGCUGCCAAUAAAUGCCGCACCUUCCGUGUAAACCGUACCAAAGACUCCUGGUACUUAACUGACCCAGGCCUCGAACUCGACAGUGGAGAAGUGAUACCGGUAGCGGGGGCCGGCGAUCACCUUGUCUACCUUGGAUGCAAGUUGUCUCCCUGGGUUGGGGUCACAACCGAGGGCAUACGAGCCGACCUUGCUUCAACUCUUAGUCGUGUGCAACGACUGAAGUUGAAACCGCAUCAAAAGUUGUCCCAUAGCGAUGCCGGCUAUGACACAGAUAAAACUGAUGGACCAGGAGCUACGGGUAGUGGUGAAGAAUUCUUCACCUGCCGCAGGCAACAACGAACGCCUUACUAUACUGCGGUAAGAGGGACGGGGGACUUGCGAUCCCGAGGUUGGAGUGGCUCGCCACCUCAUCAGCCCUAA
This is a messenger RNA of Acanthoscelides obtectus, 939 nucleotides long. The record is from the annotation of a GenBank genome assembly. Lineage: Eukaryota; Metazoa; Arthropoda; Insecta; Coleoptera; Chrysomelidae.